AUGGAGCAGCGCUUUGACAGAGGGAAAGCUAGGAUCGAACGCGUCGUCUUGGAUUGCACGUGCGGCGAGGCUAGGGUAGUCGAUGAGAGGGUACGGAGCGAAAGUCAUAGAAAAGGAGAGUCUGCGGAUUAUCAGGUGACCGGUAAGGGUGGAGACCCCACUUGUCACAUUGUGGUUCCGGGGCCUCCAUGCCCUCUAGUCCCUCUAGUCGAGAGGCGUCAGGAUAACCCAUUGCCGGCUGAUUAUUGGCCGCAGGUCUCACGCAAGCGCUGCGAAGCGGUACCACGGUACAGUACCAGUGGAGGUAGAAUAUUCCCUCCCUACAUAUGUUGUCCCUCCAGCAGCUUCAGACUUCCUCUCAACCAUGAAGAGGAAACUGUUCCUGCAGCUCGCUCCAACUCUAUGCAGUUACAUCACCUCGUCACCGCCGCCGAGGUUUCGCAGCGCCGUCCACGCCCAUGGCACGAAGGAUGUGCCUGA
Molecule: messenger RNA, 480 nt
Organism: Trematosphaeria pertusa
Lineage: Eukaryota; Fungi; Ascomycota; Dothideomycetes; Pleosporales; Trematosphaeriaceae
Exons: 3
Coding region: 1-480 (159 amino acids)
Source: RefSeq, a predicted model, not a curated record